This is a messenger RNA of Acanthosepion pharaonis, 1917 nucleotides long. Lineage: Eukaryota; Metazoa; Mollusca; Cephalopoda; Sepiida; Sepiidae. The record is from the annotation of a GenBank genome assembly.
AUGCAGUUGAUAAAACAUCCAUUCUUUUUGUCAAUUGAAACAUAUUUCCACUCUUUUUUCUUUUCUUUUUUUAUAUUUUCCUCCUAUUUUUUUCAUGUUUUUGUUUUUCGUUUCUUUUUUUUUCAUUCUUUUUCUUUUCUUUGUCUGUUUUCCUUUGUUUUUUCCAUUGUUUUUAUGUUUUCCUUGUUUUCAUGUUUUCUUUUUUGUCUUUUGUUUUUUUUUUUUUGUCUUUUGUUUUUUCUUUUUUGUCUUUUGUUUUUUCUUUUUUGUCUUUUGUUUUUUCUUUUUUGUCUUUUGUUUUUUCUUUUUUGUCUUUUGUUUUUUCUUUUUUGUCUUUUGUUUUUUGAGUUGUCCCUCUCUCUCUCAGCGCAACUCAGUUGUCUCUCUCUCUCUCUCUCUCAGCGCAACUCAGUUGUCUCUCUCUCUCUCAGCAGCGCAACUCAAUUGUCUCUCUCUCUCUCUCAGCGCAACUCAAUUGUCUCUCUCUCUCUCAGCGCAACUCAAUUGUCUCUCUCUCUCUCUCUCAGCGCAACUCACUUGUCUCUCUCUCUCUCAGUGCAACUCAAUUGUCUCUCUCUCUCUCUCUCUCAGUGCAACUCAAUUGUCUCUCUCUCUCUCUCUCUCAGUGCAACUCAAUUUGUCUCUCUCUCUCUCUCUCAGCGCAACUCAAUUGUCUCUCUCUCUCUCUCAGCGCAACUCAAUUGUCUCUCUCUCUCUCAGCGCAACUCAAUUGUCUCUCUCUCUCAGCGCAACUCAAUUGUCUCUCUCUCUCAGCGCAACUCAAUUGUCUCUCUCUCUCAGCGCAACUCAAUUGUCUCUCUCUCUCAGCGCAACUCAAUUGUCUCUCUCUCAGCACCCAACUCAAUUGUCUCUCUCUCUCAGCGCAACUCAAUUGUCUCUCUCUCAGCGCAACUCAAUUGUCUCUCUCUCAGCGCAACUCAAUUGUCUCUCUCUCUCAGCGCAACUCAAUUGUCUCUCUCUCUCAGCGCAACUCAAUUGUCUCUCUCUCUCAGCGCAACUCAAUUGUCUCUCUCUCUCAGCGCAACUCAAUUGUCUCUCUCUCUCAGCGCAACUCAAUUGUCUCUCUCUCUCAGCGCAACUCAAUUGUCUCUCUCUCAGCGCAACUCAAUUCUCUCUCUCUCUCUCAGCGCAACUCAAUUGUCUCUCUCUCUCUCUCUCAGCGCAACUCAAUUGUCUCUCUCUCUCUCAGCGCAACUCAAUUGUCUCUCUCUCUCAGCGCAACUCAAUUGUCUCUCUCUCUCUCAGCGCAACUCAAUUGUCUCUCUCUCUCUCUCAGCGCAACUCAAUUGUCUCUCUCUCUCUCAGCGCAACUCAAUUGUCUCUCUCUCUCUCUCAAGCUCUCUCAACUCAAUUGUCUCUCUCUCAGCGCAACUCAAUUGUCUCUCUCUCUCAGCGCAACUCAAUUGUCUCUCUCUCUCAGCACCCAACUCAAUUGUCUCUCUCUCUCAGCGCAACUCAAUUGUCUCUCUCUCUCAGCGCAACUCAAUUGUCUCUCUCUCUCAGCACCAACUCAAUUGUCUCUCUCUCUCAGCGCAACUCAAUUGUCUCAUUGUCUCUCUCUCUCUCUCUCAGCCAACUGGUUUGUCUCUCUCUCUCAGCGCAACUCAAUUGUGUCUCUCUCUCUCAGCGCAACUCAAUUGUGUCUCUCUCUCUCAGCGCAACUCAAUUGUGUCUCUCUCUCUCAGCGCAACUCAAUUGUGUCUCUCUCUCUCUCUCUCUCUCAGCGCAACUCAAUUGUGUGUCUCUCUCUCUCUCUCAGCGCAACUCAAUUGUGUCUCUCUCUCUCUCUCAGCGCAACUCAGUUGUCUCUGUCUGUCUGUCUGUCUGUCUGUCUGUCUCUCUCUCUCUCUCUCCGCAGCUCACUUGUAUGUCUCUCUGCCGACAGAGCGCUACUGA